AUGGCCGCCCCUUCUGCCGUUGUGGAGAUCACCUCCAAGGCUCAGUUCGACGAGCUCGUCAAGAAGACCCCCUACGUCGCCCUCCAGGCCUCCGCCUCGUGGUGCGGUCCCUGCAAGGCCAUCUCCCCCAUCUUCAAGAAGCAGGCCGACCAGCACACCUCGGAAAAGUUCGCUUUCGCCAAGUUCGACACCGACGAUGUCCCCGACCUCGCCUUUGAGAUGGGCAUCCGAUCCAUCCCCGCCUUCUUCUUCUUCGAGAACGGCGACAAGGACAGCGAUCUGCUGGGUGCUGUCCCUCCCAAGCUGACCGCUGCCAUCUCUACCUACGCCGAUAAGGCCAAGGGCGGUGCUGAGGAGAAGCCUGCCGAGGAGAACACCCUCAAGACCGACGAGAACUUCUAA
Molecule: messenger RNA, 402 nt
Organism: Fusarium poae
Lineage: Eukaryota; Fungi; Ascomycota; Sordariomycetes; Hypocreales; Nectriaceae
Exons: 1
Coding region: 1-402 (133 amino acids)
Source: RefSeq, a predicted model, not a curated record